Messenger RNA from Monoraphidium neglectum, 1191 nucleotides. Its product is annotated as Regulatory protein uhpC. Gene Ontology annotation, molecular function: glucose 6-phosphate:phosphate antiporter activity. The coding region runs from base 1 to 1191 and encodes 396 amino acids. The record is from RefSeq and is a predicted model, not a curated record. The transcript has 7 exons. NCBI's taxonomy places the organism in Eukaryota, Viridiplantae, Chlorophyta, Chlorophyceae, Sphaeropleales, Selenastraceae. Gene Ontology annotation, biological process: phosphate ion transmembrane transport; glucose-6-phosphate transport.
AUGCAGGCGCUCGCCAGCACCCCUGGGAGGCAGGCCGGCGCCGACGACAAGCCGUUGGAGUACCCCCGGGAGUUCACAGUGAGGCGACUGGUUGUCUUCUUCUGCAUCGUGCUGGGCGCCGACGGGUCAGGCGGGAGAGCCAGCGUCUCCGUUUGCAGCCGCACGCCCGCAGCCGCCCCCCACCCUGACCCCAACCCCCCGCCGCGUCCCCCCGCCCGCGCGCCGCGCCCCGCCAGGUACUCCUGCUAUUACCUGACGCGCAACAGCCUCACCUACACCGCCCCCAUGAUGGUGGCGGACCCAAAGCUCGGAAUGGACAUCACCCAGAUCGGGGCCAUGACGUCCAUCUUCCCCAUCGCGUACGGCAUGUCCAAGUUUGUAUCAGGCGUCCUCGGCGCCCGCUUCAGCCCCAGCGUGCUGCUCGCCGGCGGCCUGAUGGCGACGGCGCUCAUCAACAUCGCGUUCGGGUUUGGGACGAGCCUGGCAUGGUUCUGCUUCUUCUGGGCGCUCAACGGCACGCUGCAGGGCGUGGGGGGGCCGUGCUGCGCGCGCAUCCUCACGACGUGGUUCGCGUCAAAGGAGCGCGGCACCUACUGGGGAAUGUGGAACAUCGCCCACAACCUGGGUGGCUUUGCGGCGCCCCUGGUGGCGGGCGGCUUCGCCAAGGCCCUCGGCUGGAAGUGGGGCAUGUGGGCGCCCGGCAUCAUCGGGCUGGUGGUCGGCACCUUUGUGCUCUUCGCCUGCAAGGACAAGCCCGAGGACAUCGGCUUUCCGCCCGUCGAGCCUGUGGCGGCCAAGCCCACUGCAGCCGGCGCCCCCAAGAAGAAGCCCGACGUUCUCAAGCAGCUGGUCAACACAGUGCUCAAGAACCCCUUCAUCUGGGGCAUGGCCCUGACCUACUUCUUCAUCUACAUCGUGCGCCAGGGGGUGACGUCAUGGUUUGUGUUCUACCUCAUAAAGGAGAAGGGCGUGGCCGACGCCGCAGACGCCGCGGUGCGCGUCAGCGGCCUGGAGCUGGGCGGCCUGUUUGGCAGCCUGCUGGCCGGGCGCAUCAGCGACCUGCUGAUCAGCAGGAGCGGCGGCAAGGGCGGCAACGUCGGCAAGCGCGUGCAGGUGCUUGGCGGCGACGCGGGGCGAGGCAGGGUCGCUUCCCGGAACAUGCCUCUAUCAGGCUCGCUCGUGCUUGUUUAG